CAAAAAAUUUAUUGCCAUAUCUUGGACCCAACAAAAUGAGAGAUUGUUUCUGUACCAUAAAUUUGGACCAGGAAGAAGUUUAUCGUACUCAAGUUGUUGAAAAAUCUUUAAGCCCAUUUUUCAGUGAAGAAUUUUACUUUGAGAUUCCAAGAACGUUCCAGUAUUUGUCUUUCUAUGUUUAUGAUAAGAAUGUUUUACAAAGAGACCUUCGUAUAGGAAAAGUAGCCAUCAAAAAAGAAGACUUGUGUAACCACAAUGGCAGAGAAACUUGGUUUUCACUGCAACCUGUUGAUUCUAAUUCUGAAGUCCAGGGUAAAGUUCACCUUGAAUUAAAACUGAAUGAACUGAUAACAGAGAAUGGGACUGUGUGCCAGCAACUUGUUGUACACAUCAAGGACUGCCAUGGGUUGCCUCUCAUAAAUGGACAAAGCUGUGACUCUUAUGCCACUGUUUCUCUCGUAGGCCCCUCAAGAUCCAGCAGUUAUACUAGGAAGUCCCAGUUCCAGGUGGAAGAGGAGGACAUUGAAAAACUAGAAAUUAGGAUUGAUUUGUGGAACAACGGCAACCUGGUCCAAGAUGUGUUCCUAGGUGAGAUUAAGGUUCCCGUGAAUGUAUUGAGAAACUCUUCUCAUCAAGCCUGGUACUUGCUACAGCCGAGAGACAAUGGGAACAAGCCAUCUAAAACCGAUGACCUGGGGUCUCUUCGGCUGAAUAUAUGUUACACAGAAGACUAUGUGCUCCCUUCAGAGUACUACGGGCCUUUGAAAACUUUGCUGCUAAAAUCACCAGAUAUUCAGCCAAUAUCUGCCUCAGCUGCUUACAUUUUGAGUGAAAUCUGUCGAGAUAAAAAUGACGCCGUUUUGCCCCUCGUACGAUUGCUGCUGCAUCACGAUAAACUUGUUCCUUUUGCCGCCGCAGUGGCAGAAUUAGACUUGAAGGAUACACAAGACGCGAACACAAUUUUUAGAGGAAACUCCUUGGCUACCCGAUGUCUGGAUGAGAUGAUGAAGAUAGUGGGAGGGCACUACCUGAAAGUAACGUUGAAGCCGAUUCUAGACGAGAUAUGUGAAUCCUCAAAAUCCUGUGAAAUCGAUCCUAUUAAAUUAAAAGAGGGAGAUAAUGUAGAAAAUAAUAAGGAGAACCUGCGCUACUAUGUGGACAAGUUAUUCAGCACAAUCGUGAAAUCCAGUAUGAGCUGCCCCACCGUCAUGUGCGACAUCUUUUAUUCGCUAAGGCAGAUGGCUACCCAGAGGUUUCCCAAUGACCCUCAUGUCCAAUACUCUGCCGUGAGCAGCUUUGUGUUUCUCCGUUUCUUUGCUGUAGCCGUAGUAUCACCUCAUACUUUUCAUUUGCGACCUCAUCAUCCAGAUGCACAGACAAUUAGAACAUUAACUCUCAUCUCAAAAACCAUUCAAACUUUGGGAAGCUGGGGAAGUCUGUCCAAAAGCAAGUCAAGUUUCAAGGAGACAUUUAUGUGUGAAUUUUUCAAAAUGUUUCAAGAAGAAGGAUAUAUUAUAGCAGUGAAAAAGUUCCUGGAUGAAAUUUCAUCUACUGAAACUAAAGAGUCCAGUGGUACGAGUGAGCCCGUGCACCUGAAAGAAGGUGAGAUGUAUAAAAGAGCUCAGGGAAGAACUCGGAUUGGAAAAAAGAAUUUCAAGAAACGGUGGUUCUGCUUGACCAGCAGAGAGCUCACCUACCACAAGCAGCCAGGCAAAGAUGCGAUUUAUACAAUUCCAGUAAAAAACAUUCUUGCUGUGGAAAAACUAGAAGAGAGCUCUUUCAACAAGAAAAACAUGUUCCAGGUCAUACAUACAGAGAAGCCACUCUAUGUCCAGGCAAAUAACUGCGUGGAAGCCAAUGAGUGGAUAGACGCGCUCUGCAGGGUGAGCCGCUGCAACCAGAACAGGCUGAGCGUGUACCACCCCUCGGCGUAUGUGAACGGAGCCUGGCUCUGCUGCCAGGAGACCAGUGAGAACACCCUCGGGUGCACGCCGUGUACUGCGUAAGUCCUUUGUGGUUAA
Tupaia belangeri chinensis (Chinese tree shrew) is the source of this 2021-nucleotide messenger RNA. It is a transcript of the gene RASA2, whose product is annotated as RAS p21 protein activator 2. Gene Ontology annotation, molecular function: GTPase activator activity; phospholipid binding. Lineage: Eukaryota; Metazoa; Chordata; Mammalia; Scandentia; Tupaiidae. The record is from RefSeq and is a predicted model, not a curated record. Gene Ontology annotation, biological process: intracellular signal transduction; regulation of GTPase activity; negative regulation of Ras protein signal transduction.